Cloeon dipterum is the source of this 544-nucleotide messenger RNA. RefSeq lists its product as uncharacterized. The record is from RefSeq and is a predicted model, not a curated record. The coding region runs from base 38 to 532 and encodes 164 amino acids. The transcript is spliced from 2 exons. NCBI's taxonomy places the organism in Eukaryota, Metazoa, Arthropoda, Insecta, Ephemeroptera, Baetidae.
UGCUGAUGAGCAAGAGCCAAAAAAGGUGUUGCCGAAAAUGCGGGCUUAUGCAUUGCCGAAUGACUCGUUCCUGCACUUGAGGGAGUUGGCGUUCGAACCAGAUGAAAGCAGCAAUGGGGCGCUGCUGUCGAGUGUGCUUUGUGCGCCGAAACUGGAGCGUUUCAUGCUGAGUUUUCGUCGCGCCGAAAACCUCGACAUGGAGGACCUGGAGCGCAUCUCCGUCUGGGUCGAGGAGCAGCAAAUCCUGACCAACCUGACUCAUUUCCAGUUGGCCUCGCACCCUACCGUGCUGAAUGCCGAAUUCUGCCGCGCCUUUAGCGAUUUCACGAGAAACGCAUCCGCGUUUUUGCCCAAAUUGGCGCGUUUUGACGCGAUGUUCCGUCUCUCCUGCGUCGACGUGCGUCAUUUCAUGGCCGAAGGAGAGGAGGACGUUGUGUGUACUGACCGCGACAGGCAGCUCACCGCGGAAAAAUUCGCACAGUUCGGAGAGCAUAAAUACGUGCAAUUCCUCAAUGCGUACAAACGGAAUUAGAAGCUUGUUUUA